Oncorhynchus masou masou (cherry salmon) is the source of this 3408-nucleotide messenger RNA. RefSeq names its product methylcrotonoyl-CoA carboxylase subunit alpha, mitochondrial-like. The record is from RefSeq and is a predicted model, not a curated record. Lineage: Eukaryota; Metazoa; Chordata; Actinopteri; Salmoniformes; Salmonidae. Gene Ontology annotation, cellular component: mitochondrion. The transcript is spliced from 19 exons. Bases 245 to 2395 code for a protein of 716 amino acids. Gene Ontology annotation, molecular function: methylcrotonoyl-CoA carboxylase activity; metal ion binding; ATP binding.
GAGAAGCACGCAGCAAAUUGAAUUUAGUCGUUUACGUCACUUUGUAGCGAUUUUCACCAAACUAAGCAUGUUUCGGCCCAUAGUUUCAUAUAAUGCCAUUUUCACCGAUCAACUUUAGUUGAUAAUACGUAUUGUAAAGUGCAGUAUCUUAACCAGCUACAUUUUAAAUGGUAAAUCGAAAUAAUAUAUUUGAAAGGCAAACGCUUAUUUUCUUGACUGUUUAGACUGCAAACGUUAACUUCACAUGGCUUCUGUCCUGAAUGUUCAAACCCUACAGGGUUUAAGAAUAUUUCAACAGUCCGUGUCCUGCAAUGUUCUUUUAUCUCAUCUUAGGAAAUUGAUAUGGACCAAAGGAUUUGUGCGGUUUGCCUCAAUUGGGCAAGGCAGGAUAGAAAAAGUCCUCAUUGCCAACAGAGGAGAAAUCGCCUGCCGUGUGAUGCGAACAGCAAAGAAGAUGGGUGUGCGCUCUGUGGCAGUAUACAGUGAUGCAGAUCGUCAUUCCAUGCAUGUGGCCAUGGCAGAUGAGGCCUAUAACAUUGGGCCAGCCGCAUCCCAGCAGAGUUACUUGUCCAUGGAGAAAGUCAUGGAGGUUGCCAAGAGAUCUGGAUCACAUGCUGUCCACCCAGGAUAUGGCUUCCUGUCAGAGAACACAGAGUUUGCUGAGGCAUGCAAACAGGAGGGUAUCAUCUUUAUUGGCCCUCCAUCAUCUGCUAUCAGAGACAUGGGUAUCAAAAGUACAUCAAAAUACAUAAUGUCAGCUGCGGGUGUUCCUAUCAUCGAGGGUUACCACGGAGAGGACCAAUCGGAUGAGAAGCUCCAAGCUGAGGCUGUCAGGAUAGGCUACCCAGUGAUGAUAAAGGCUGUGCGUGGCGGGGGUGGUAAAGGAAUGCGCAUUGCACACACCGCUGAAGACUUCCAUGAGCAGCUUGAGUCUGCGAGACGAGAGGCUCGCAAGUCCUUCAAUGAUGAUGUAAUGCUAGUGGAGAAAUUUGUAGAGGACCCCAGACAUGUGGAGGUCCAGGUUUUUGGGGACCAGCAUGGAAAUGCUGUCUACCUGUUUGAGAGGGAUUGCAGCGUGCAGAGAAGGCACCAGAAGAUCAUUGAGGAAGCACCAGGUCCUGGAAUUAGCAAGGACGUGAGGCGGAAACUGGGUGAGGCAGCCGUGAGAGCAGCCAAAGCCGUCAACUAUGUGGGAGCAGGCACUGUGGAGUUCAUCAUGGAUGCACAGCACAACUUCUUCUUCAUGGAGAUGAACACACGUCUGCAGGUGGAGCACCCUGUGUCUGAGAUGAUCACUGGUACUGACCUGGUAGAGUGGCAGCUCAGGGUGGCUGCAGGCGAGAGGCUGCCCCUCCUGCAGGAGGAGAUAGAACUGAUGGGCCAUUCGUUUGAGGCCAGGAUAUACGCUGAGGACCCCAACAACGACUUCCUCCCUGGGGCAGGACCACUCCUUCAUCUGUCUACACCCCUGGCAGAUGAGUGCACACGCAUCGAGACAGGCGUCAGGGAAGGAGAUGAAGUGUCAGCCCACUACGACCCCAUGAUCGCUAAACUGGUGGUGUGGGGAGAGGACCGCUCUGCUGCUCUGAGGAAGCUCAGAUACUGCUUACGUCAGUACAACAUUGUAGGCCUCAACACCAAUAUUGACUUCCUGCUGAGUCUGUCUGGCCACCCAGAGUUUGAGGCAGGGAAUGUGACCACCAGCUUCAUCCCCCAGCACUAUGAGCAGCUGUUCCCCAAGCCCAGCCCUCCCUCCAGGGCCACACUGUGUCAGGCUGUCCUGGGCCUGCUGCUCAGAGAGAGGGCCAGCACUCAAACCUUCAGAGACCAGUCCAACGAUCCCUUCUCUCCUUUUGCCUCCAGUAACGGCAGGAGGGUGAACAUCCUAUAUAGUAGGAAUAUGACGCUCCAGCUGGGUGAAACUAAAGUGGAAUUAACGGUUACAUAUAAUCCAGAUGGGACCUACUCUAUGGAGAUUGGAGGGGAAGUGUUCCAGGUGUCAGGGGAGGUGGAGACAGAAUUCCUGCACUGCUCUGUGAACGGGGUGAAGUCCCGGACCAAACUGGUCAUCCUGGAUAACACAGUACACCUCUUCUCUAUGGAGGGUAGUGCGGAGGUGAGCAUUCCAGUGCCCAAGUUCCUGGCUGGUGUGAGCACAGGAGCACAGGGAGGAGCUGUGGCACCCAUGACUGGGACCAUUGAGAGGGUGCUGGUGAAGGCAGGAGACACAGUGCAGAUGGGAGACUCCUUGAUGGUGAUGAAUGCCAUGAAAAUGGAGCACAUCAUCCGAGCACCCAAAGCUGGAGUCAUCAAGAAGGUGUUUUUCAAGGAUGGCUCCCAGGCCAACCGACACGCAGCCCUGGUAGAGUUUGAGGAGGCCGCUGAGGAGGAAUAAUCGAAUCCUUAUUUGUAAACUUUAAGACUAAGUUACUGUAGAAAUCAAAUGAGGCAUUUUAAAAUUCAACCGGAAGGGUUGAUGCAUUUUCUACAGGAGUAGCAAACUGCUGUACAAUCCUAAGGGAACACUGUACAGUUGCCAGAAAAUUGCCUUCAUGUUUUGUGGCAGAAAUGUGUUGAUAUUUAACAAUACUGGUAUAUUUGCCUAGGUUUUUUUUCUAAUCCAAAUUUUCUGAUGGCUGUGCAGAAGUCUGGCUUUUGUACUGUUUUCCUUUUGCAGACUGCCAUCAUUGAAGUCGUUUGUAGUGUUGUCAAAAUGAAGGGUGAUGUUAAAAAAAAAGUCAGUGAUUGGUUUUUCUCUAACCAAUCAGAAUUUUCAAACUGCCACUUUACCAUCAGUUUCUGGGACCAAUUAGAUGGUCGAGAAUGGAUUUCUAUUCGGGGAGUUACUCAGAUCGACUCAUUGUGGAGAAGGGCAUGGCGUCGCAUUUGGCCAGGCAAUUUUCUUCAAGCUUCAGUUUUGUACAUGCUGCCACAUCUUCUAUAGCCUGGUCCCAGAUCUGUUUGUACUCCUUGUCAACUUGGCAUAUCACAAACAGACUGGCACUCAGGCUACAUUUUAGUCUUGGAAAUCCCAGACCUAGGGCAACAUUGUGGGAGCCUAGCUACAUCUCAUGAUUAAGAUUCAAUCCAGGAUGGGAAAUUACAGUAAGGGUUAUUCACCGAUAACUGCCUCCCCUUACAGGCCUACCUUGUAUUGGUUACUUUAGUCCAUAAAACUAGUACCAUGGCAGAGAUGACCUAUCAUUAAACAACCAAUUUGAGAGAAAGUUGGUGCUGAAAUCAGUCAGGGUUAUAAAGUGUUGAAUCCCCCCAAGCACACACUCCUGACAACUUGUUUGUGGUAAGUUAUGUCUGCUAACCUGUGUGCUGUCAUCCAUUCAAUAGUGAGCUUAUUUGUUAUUGAUGUGUUGCCAAAUUAAAUUUUUCUAAAAGAUCAUUUCAUAGAAA